GGGAAAAUAAGGAAGGAAAGGAAGGAAAGGAAGGAAAAGCAAAAGUAAAAAAAAAAAGGAGCUUGGACCAAGCUACAUCGGUCAAGUUGCCCACCAUUUUUAUUCAAUCUAUCGAAUCAACAUCGUCAUUCGGCCUGUGAAAUUGACAAGUUGCUGAAUUCGGGUACAUUGACCAUCAACUACAAUAUUCAACCAAGGUCAGAAGAAUGGCGAUCUUAUAAAAUCAUAUUUUAUUUUAUUGUUGUUUUUUCUACUUUUUUUCCUAUUUUCCUAUCUUUUACGCCGUUCACCUUUUAACGGCUUACACCGCCAGCGUCUCCCUUAAUUCUCUCUGUACUGGCUUUUCUAGGUUCUUAUAAAAACGUGGCCUCCGCCGAGAACCGUGCUUCCUUCUAUCGAAUCGUGGCCACAAGUCGGACAAUUAGUACCCUAGCAACUAAGCAACCAGCUACAACCACCGAACAACUAAGAACCCAACGUCUCCUAAUACGAUCCGACUAUAAGCUCCUUUAACGCGAUCCCGGAUUUAUUGUGCACCGAAUAAUUAGGACGUUGGUAAUAAGGAUUGUUCCAAAAAAAAGACGGACGGGAGGAAAAUAGUAUCAAAACAGCCCACCUCAGGUCAGGUUAACAUCACCGACCAAUUGCGCCAAUAUGGCUGCCCCUAACGACGGCUACGGCCAAUAUCCCCCACAACAAUACAGCCAAGAGGCCCCCUAUACUGACCAACCACCAGCGGGAUACGAAGGGCAAACCUCACCUCCCCCGCAAUCUGUAUCGCAUCAUGACGCUGGAAAGAAAAAGAAGAGGGGUUAUGCUACUCAAGCUUUCGAAAUUGGCAGCGGCGCGAACGCCGGUGCUACCGGUAGACCAGGCGAAUCAGUCCCUCCUGGCUUUGUAGGAGGUCCUGGUCCCCAGCCUUCUCCUGGCUACGGUGGCUAUCCCGCUCAAGAUUUCCAGCAGCCCGGAUAUGUCUCUCCCGGCCCUGCACCGUACGGCGCUCCGCCGCAUCCAGGUGCUCCUGUCCAGCCAGGAGUAGCUGGCUAUCAGUCACCCGAUCCUUACUACCAACCCGGAGUCGGUCAACCGCCGGGUGUUGGUAGCAUAACCCAGGGCAUGGCCGGUAUGAAUAUGGGAGCUACUCCUCAGCCUGGUGUCCAACAGCCUCCCCAGCAUGGCCAGCAAGCUCGGCUGUCUCUAAAUCAACUCUAUCCUACCGACUUAUUAAAUCAACCUUUCAACGUCUCCGAACUUGAUCUUCCCCCGCCUCCUUGUAUUCUACCGCCAAAUGCCAGUGUAACCCAGUCGCCCGACGCAAACUGCCCCCCUAAAUAUGUCCGGUCUACAUUAAAUGCGGUCCCCACCACGCAUUCCCUACUCAAAAAAUCCAAGAUGCCUUUUGCCCUUGUUAUUCAGCCCUACGCCGCUCUUCAUGACAUCGAUGACCAAGUGCCAGUUGUGCAGGACCAAGUUAUAGCUCGUUGCCGGAGAUGUAGGACAUACAUUAACCCUUACGUGAUCUUCCUUGAUCAAGGUCACAGGUGGAGAUGUAAUAUGUGCAACCUUACCAACGACGUUCCACAAGCAUUCGACUGGGAUGCUGCUGCUCAAAAGAGUGUUAACCGAUGGGAUAGAUACGAGUUGAACCAUUCUGUAGUUGAGUUCGUGGCUCCUCAAGAGUAUAUGGUCCGUCCUCCGCAACCGCUCGUAUAUCUAUUCCUUUUCGAUGUCAGCUAUGCUGCUGUUUCCACUGGUCUUCUCGCUACGAGCGCGCGAACCAUUCUCGAUAGUCUUAAUAGGAUACCGAAUGCGGACCGACGAACUCGGCUAGGAUUCAUUGCGGUCGACUCAAGUCUACACUAUUUCUCUAUUCCCAAAGACGACGAAGAAAAUGCGGAGACGAGCAUGCUUGUUGUUAGCGAUCUGGAUGAGCCGUUCCUGCCCGUGCCUCAAGACCUACUAGUUCCCUUAAUAGAAAGUCGAAACAGCGUGGAGAACUUUCUGACCAAACUCCCCGACAUGUUCCAAAACAACCAAAGUAACGGAUCGGCUAUGGGUUCGGCUUUGAGGGCUGGCCACAAGCUUAUUUCACCCUUGGGUGGUAAGAUUGUUGUUCUAAGUGCUUCGCUACCGAACAUGGGAAUUGGGAAGUUGGAAAUGCGAGAAGAUAAGAAACUUCUUGGCACUUCUAAAGAAAGCGGUCUUCUUCAAACCGCCAACAGUUUCUACAAAUCGUUUGCUGUUGAAUGUUCUAAGAACCAGGUCUCUAUUGACAUGUUCCUCUUCUCCUCACAGUACCAAGACGUAGCCUCGCUUAGUAACCUCCCUCGGUACACUGGUGGUCAGACUUGGUUUUAUCCGGGAUGGAACGCAGGUCGAGCGGAGGAUGCAGUCAAGUUCGCAUCAGAGUUUAGCGACUUCUUAUCUUCGGAGAUUGGAUUGGAAGCGGUGCUCAGGGUACGGGCCACGACUGGUUUACGUAUGAGUACAUUCUACGGAAACUUUUUCAACAGGUCUUCAGAUCUCUGCGCCUUCCCCGCCUUCCCUCGCGACCAAUGUUACGUGGUUGAAGUGGCUAUCGACGAGACUCUACAGAAGAACUACGUUUGCCUGCAAGCUGGUGUUCUAUACACUAAUUGCAAUGGAGAACGACGUAUCCGGGUUCUGACCCUAGCAAUUCCCACAACUACCAAUCUCGCAGACGUUUACGCUUCGGCGGAUCAGUGCGCCAUAACGACAUACUUCACUCACAAGGCUGUGGAGAGAGCUUUAAGCAGUGGUCUAGAUGCCGCCCGCGAUGCUCUUCAGAGUAAACUUUUGGAGCUACUACAAACCUUCAAGAAGGAACUUGGUGGUGGAAGCAUGGGAGGUGGUGGUUUACAAUUCCCUGCUAAUUUGCGCGGCCUUCCAGUGCUUUUCCUGGGUCUAAUAAAACACGUCGGUCUCCGGAAAUCAGCACAGAUCCCAUCCGAUCUCCGAUCAGCGGCUCUGUGCCAACUUUCUACGUUACCCCUGCCACUUCUCAUGCAGUACAUCUACCCGCGGUUGUUCUCGUUACACGAUAUGCCCGAUACCGCUGGGGUCCCCGAUCCGGAAACGAGCCAGAUCAUUCUUCCGCCCCCAUUGAACUUGUCUUCAGAACGAUUCGUUUCAUACGGUCUAUACCUAAUCGACGAUGGCCAGACACAGUUCCUAUGGGUUGGAAGGGAUGCUGUGCCGCAACUUCUAAUGGAUGUAUUUGGUGUAGCAGACCGUACGCAACUACGCGUCGGUAAGGGAUCGAUCCCAGAGCUAGAUAACGAUUUCAACGAACGGGUACGGGCUGUAAUUCAGAAGAGUCGGGACCACCUAUCACGUGGAGUAGGAAGCAUAAUCGUGCCGCAUCUAUAUAUCGUCCGAGAAGACGGCGAACCGAGCUUGAAACUGUGGGCACAGACAUUACUAGUAGAAGAUCGGGCAGACCAAGGAAUGAGCUUCGGCCAGUGGAUGGGAACGAUGAGAGAAAAGGUAAGCUCCUGAUGAUCACAAAACCAAAUAAAAGCAAGCACGGAUCUUUCUCUCUCACUUUUUUCUCUGUCUGUCUCUCCGACUUAGAUAGUUUUAUAUGAAACUUCACAAAGACCAAUUGCUCACGUUUUGCUUCUUGCGCUUCUUGAUUGUUUAGGUUGUUCAGUAGUACUGCGUAGUCGAACGCCUUCGGGAGGAGCAGGAUG
Messenger RNA from Hypoxylon trugodes, 3713 nucleotides. RefSeq lists its product as uncharacterized. Gene Ontology annotation, molecular function: SNARE binding; zinc ion binding. Lineage: Eukaryota; Fungi; Ascomycota; Sordariomycetes; Xylariales; Hypoxylaceae. Bases 655 to 3519 code for a protein of 954 amino acids. Gene Ontology annotation, cellular component: COPII vesicle coat; endoplasmic reticulum exit site. The transcript has 2 exons. The record is from RefSeq and is a predicted model, not a curated record. Gene Ontology annotation, biological process: intracellular protein transport; endoplasmic reticulum to Golgi vesicle-mediated transport; COPII-coated vesicle cargo loading.